UCUGUGUACUGUGCUAUUAACAACUGGAAAGGAAAUCUUGACUUUGAUUAUUGUUUUGUGAUUUGUUUACGUUAAGAUAUACUUGUUUAUAUUUUAUUUGUUUUCAGUGUUUUGUCUGCAUUGGUAUUUAAAUAAAAUACUUUAGAAACUCAACCAUGGAAAAUCUGAAAAAUAUUUGGAAACCAGAACUUUACAGAAUUCAGAUGGAGGCUCCAACGCCGAAGCGCAUAAUUUGUGAGAAUUGUCCAUAUAGACCUGAAUUUUAUGGGAAAGAAUACCAUGGUGUAAUGGGACAUAAGGAGGCUACAUUAUUAUUAGAAGAGGAGCCCAAUGGAGCUUUUCUUAUUAGGAAAGGCAAUGAGCUUAAUGAUUUUUAUACACUCUCUUGGAGGUUCAACGAUAGAAUACAUCACUAUAAACUAUAUUACGAUGGGACACAUUAUAUUAAGGACAAGAGAUAUGACUGUAUAUAUGAUCUAGUUGCCGAUGGCCUCAUAUUCUGUCACAUGGAGCUAAAGGCACAUCAUAUACUAGAGAUGAUUAACUGUCGAACAAAUUACACAGAAAGUCCCUAUGUUACUCUUAAUAGAAGAAAACUGAAUACUUUGUCUAAAAUGCAACAGGCAUCCAAUAAAUCUAGUCCAAUUUUCCAUAAAAAUGAGAACAAAAUUGUCGAAGUUGACAAUGAUGUCAAGAAAACGUUAGAUCUAACACCAAUGCUAGAAGAUAGUCCGUUACUAUUUAAGUAUCUGAAAGCGCAUAGUUUUAAGUUGCAUACAUUUAAAGGACUAAAUUGGUGUGAACUGUGCGCCAACUUUCUUUGGGGCUUUACAGCGCAAGGAGUCAAAUGUGAAGACUGUGGUUUCAUAGCUCACUCGAAAUGUUCUGAGAGAGUACCUAAUCACUGUUUACCGGACCUAAAGAAACUCAGGGGAGUAUUCGGUAUAGACCUGACAACAUUACUGAAUGCUCACUCAAGUACACUGCCAUUUGUAGUAAGGAAGUGUGUGAAUGAAAUUGAAGCCAGGGGAAUGGAUUCUGAGGGUAUUUACAGAGUAUCAGGAUUCGCAGAUGAGAUUGAGGCUUUGAAAAUGGCUUUUGAUAAAGAUGGUGAAUCGACCGAUUUGAGCGUUUUUAGCAACAUAAAUGUGAUAGCGGGGACACUAAAGCUUUAUCUUCGACUGUUACCAGUGCCUCUUAUUACCUAUGACGUACAUCCGAAACUCAUUAGUGCCAUUCAAACGAAAACAACGGCCUUGCAAGUGACAAUGCUGCGGGAGUGUCUCGAUUUGCUUCCUCCGGCACAUUUCAACUGCUUACAGUACAUGGUUCAACAUUUAAAUAGAGUUUCUCAGCAUGCGGAUGUGAACAAAAUGUCAGCUCAUAACCUGAGUACCGUUUUUGCUCCAACAUUGGUCGCUACCCCACCAGCUAUCACAGACUUGGCGUUUGAAAUAAGAGCUUUACAAGCUCUCAUCGAAUUCUGUCCACAGAUUUACUAUGGCAGCAAGUAAAAUUACGUGCAAUGUUUAUAUUAUUGAGAAUUAUCGGACUUACCUUAUUUAUUUUACAUAGCAACUGCUUAUACUGUUAGUGUUUGUUACAUCAUCUCAGUAAAAUGUUACUUAUAAUUGAAUACUUAGCAUAAUAUUUGCUAUAAUAUAUUUGUUUUGUAUUUUUAUUCUAUGUUAAGGGAAAUAAAUAAUCUGUUUUUCAUAUGUGAUAUUGGAUUGAACUGUAUAAAUCAUUCCGUGGUUGUGUUGUAGUGACCAAAAUUAUCUUAAUGUUUUUUUUUUUUUGUAUUUUUAUAUGUUACAUUGUAAGCCUUAUUAAAUAUUAAAUAAACACGUAUUUAAACUAA
Messenger RNA from Danaus plexippus (monarch butterfly), 1861 nucleotides. It is a transcript of the gene RhoGAP5A, whose product is annotated as beta-chimaerin. The record is from RefSeq and is a predicted model, not a curated record. Lineage: Eukaryota; Metazoa; Arthropoda; Insecta; Lepidoptera; Nymphalidae. Gene Ontology annotation, molecular function: GTPase activator activity. Gene Ontology annotation, biological process: signal transduction; regulation of GTPase activity. The coding region runs from base 156 to 1514 and encodes 452 amino acids. The transcript has 8 exons.